Aspergillus nidulans FGSC A4 is the source of this 1491-nucleotide messenger RNA. RefSeq lists its product as uncharacterized. The transcript has 6 exons. Bases 1 to 1491 code for a protein of 496 amino acids. Gene Ontology annotation, molecular function: transaminase activity. The record is from RefSeq and is a predicted model, not a curated record. Lineage: Eukaryota; Fungi; Ascomycota; Eurotiomycetes; Eurotiales; Aspergillaceae.
AUGGGCAGCAUAGGUACAGGCUCAGGGGUGGAUCUCUCCCACCACAUCAACAGAAAGAGCAAGGCUCGCCAUCCGUCGCCACUCAAGGAUAUCAUCAGGUUUAUGAGCCAGGAUACCAUGAUCAGUCUUGCUGGAGGCCUCCCCCACCCCACCCUUUUCCCUCUCCACACUGCGAGAUUCGACUGUCUUCCUCCCUCAUCGUCAAUACCAGACCCUGACAAGGGUGGAACACCUGAUGACCCGGUAUCCCUCAUGCUAGGUCGUAACUCGGGUCCUGGCGAACUCGAUUUGACGCAGUUCCUGCAAUAUGGCUCCGGCACCGGAAACGAACACCUCAUAUCCCUCUGUAAAGAAAUAACAAACAAGGUCCAUUCACCCCCUUGUGAAUACGAGUGUCUCCUGCACCCCGGCAACACCAACGCCUGGGCCAAGGUUGUCGGCAUGCUCUGCGAAGAUGACGAUUAUAUUCUCGUCGAAGAAUACACAUACCCGUCUGCGCAGGUGCUCUGGAUCCCUUUGGGGGUAAGGGCUGUUCCUGUCUCGGCUGACGCACAGGGAAUCUCGGCCAUCGUGCUUCGGGAUGUGCUUGCGAACUGGGAUGAAAAGAGCAGAGGGGCGAAAAGGCCGACGGUGCUGUACCUUGUUGCCGUCGGGUCCAAUCCUACAGAAUAUCCUACUCCAGAUAUCAUUAUCGUAGAGGACGACCCCUACUACUUCCUUCAGUACCCUCCCUACAGCCCUUCCGCCAAUUUCAGUGCCACAGAGUUCCAACCACUCGACACGGCCUCCUCCCUGAAAUCACUAACGCCUUCGUUUCUCUCCCUUGACACCCAGUCCCGGGUCAUCCGGCUGGAAUCCUUCUCCAAAACUGUAUUUCCUGGCCUCCGACUAGGCUACUUUGUCGCGAAUCCUCUUUUCACAGAACGUCUCCUCCGCGCAACGGAAGUCGAGACGCAGGAUCCAGCGGGUUUAAGCCAGGCGUUUAUCCUGGCCCUCCUCAAGAAGUGGGGGAGGCAAUAUCGAGUUCGACGAGACUGGAUAGUCGGUGCUUUCCACAAGCAUUUCACCAUCCUACCGGCUGCUAAUUCCCGGCUCCUCAAGGCAGACGGAUAUGUCGCUUGUCUCGCGGACUGUACUGGACAGCUGAAGCCGGUCUUCAGCUUCAUCGACCCCGGUGCCGGGAUGUUCAUCUGGUCGAAGUGGUACUUUGCUGGCGUGAAGCGGUUUGCUGAACUCUCUGCGUCUGACAAGCUUGAUCCUGAACAGGCCUUUGCAACGGAGCUGUGGAAUUCGUGGGCCAGUGAGUUAUUUCUGCUCACGCCGGGGUCAUACUAUCACCAUUGGCAGGGGAAGAAUAAAGUCACGAGGAGGGAACGAGGCGCGGAGAAAGGCACGGCGCAUUUCAGGUUCUCGUUUGCGACGCCGACAGAGAAGCAGAUUAAUGCUGAGGUGGAGAGGGUUAAAACGGUUGUUGAUCGGUACUGGAACUGA